Molecule: messenger RNA, 2223 nt
Organism: Acytostelium subglobosum LB1
Lineage: Eukaryota; Evosea; Eumycetozoa; Acytosteliales; Acytosteliaceae
Exons: 7
Coding region: 1-2223 (740 amino acids)
Biological process (GO): DNA topological change
Cellular component (GO): nucleus
Molecular function (GO): DNA topoisomerase type I (single strand cut, ATP-independent) activity; DNA binding
Source: RefSeq, a predicted model, not a curated record
AUGAAGAUAUUGAAUGUAGCAGAGAAACCAUCGGCAGCUGCUGAGAUAUCAACAAUAUUAUCAGGUUCAAGAAAGAGACAGAGAGAUGGAUUCUCAAGGUUCAAUUGUGUAUGGGACUUCAAUUGUAAUAUACUUGGUACUACCGGUGCUGAUAUGGUGUUCACAUCAGUGCUUGGACAUCUGAUGAGUACAGAUAUGGAGCCACCUUAUAACAAUUGGAACUAUUGUGAUCCAAUAGACUUGUUCGAAGCACCAAUUUACAAGCUUGUCGAUGGUGACAAUAACCCGAAUAUAUUCAAGACUUUGCAGCGAGAGGCGAGACAAUGCGAUCACCUUAUUCUCUGGCUUGACUGUGAUCGCGAGGGCGAGAACAUUGCCUUUGAGGUACUCGAAUGUGUCAAACAAGUCAAGAGCAACAUCCGUGUGCACAGAGCACACUUCUCAUCGAUCAUUCCAACUGCCAUCAAGAGAGCGAUUGAAACACUGACACCACCAAACCAGAAGGACUCAUUGGCUGUGGACUGCAGGAUUGAGAUUGAUCUGCGAUUGGGAGCUGUGUUUACUCGAUUCCAAUCGACAUACUUGAGGAGUAGGUUCGACAUUGAUUCACAGGUCAUCAGUUAUGGUCCAUGCCAAUUCCCCACAUUGGGAUUCGUCGUGGAACGAUUCCUUCGUAUUGAGAACUUUGUUCCCGAGGACUACUGGUCGAUCGGCGUCACACACAACCGAAUGUCUGACGGGGAGAUGCGCUCGGCCAGCUUUGGAUGGAAACGCAAUCGACUGUUUGAGCACGCUGCUGCCUUUGUCCUCUACGAGAAGUGUCUCGACUCGCCCGUUGCCACUGUGGUCGAUGUCAACAUCAGAGAGAACAGAUACAGACCCGUGCCUCUGACCACAAUCGAGUUGCAAAAGAUGGCCUCCAAGAAGCUGAGGAUAUCAUCCGAUCAGACGAUGAAGCUGGCAGAGGAGCUCUACAACAAGGGCCUCAUCAGUUACCCGCGCACAGAGACUGACGCAUUCGUCCCCGACACUGACUUUAUGGGUCUGAUCUCACUGCAGACCAACGAUCAGCAGUGGGGCCAGUAUGCGCGCUCCCUUGUCAAUGGCGAGUUUGUGAUGCCAAAGGAGGGCCGAAACAACGACAACUCACAUCCGCCAAUCCAUCCCACCAACCAUGCUGGCGGACUGACGGGCAAUGCCAAGGCACUCUACGAGUUCAUCACCAGGCGAUUCCUGGCAUGCUGCUCGCGCGAAUCGGUCUAUGGCCAGACGACUGUCACCAUUGACAUUGCAGGCGAGCGAUUCUCCGACUCGGGAUCCAUGUUGCUACAGAAGGGUUAUCUCGAGGUGUAUCCAUAUGACAAGCGAGGUGAUCGUGUCAUCCCCACAUACACGUUGGGCGAGACAUUCCCACCCAACAGCAUCGACCUAAACAAGAGCAGGACGGUUGCGCCAAAGCCGCUGUCCGAGCCAGAGCUACUAUCGGCCAUGGACAACAACAAGAUUGGCACCGAUGCCACGAUGGCCCAACACAUCAAGAAGAUAUUGGACAGGGAGUAUGUUGUCAAGAAUGAAGAGCAUCGAUUCAUACCGACAAACUUGGGAAAGGCGUUGAUUCAAGGUUAUGACUCGAUGGGCUUUGAGUUCUCCAAGCCAACUUUAAGAGCAAAGAUUGAAGCUGAUGUUCAAAAGAUUAGCACUGGAACAAUGAACAAGGAACAGGUGUUGAAGAAUACAAUCGAUCAAUAUAGGAUACUAUUCGUUCAAGCUCGAACUCAGACAAAAAUGCUUGAUAUAGCAUUCAACAAGUACUUUAGAUCAUAUGGACAUCAGUUCAAGACUAUAACAAAGACGUUUACAAAGUGUGGCAAGUGCGAGAAUCCAAUGGAGAUAAAGCUAUCCAAUAAUAAUAAUGGAGAAUUGUCUGUGAAUGCAACGAGAUGUCCACUGUGUCAGUUCCAAGUUGUAUCAGUGACAAAUGAAACUGGAUAUGUCUACACCAUGUGUCCAUACUGCAGGAACAAUCCGCCAAGCUUCUUCAAUGAACCUUCAAAACCAUUCCACUGCUUCCAAUGUACUGCACAAUGUACACUGGCAAGAGGACAUACGUACAAACCCGCAGCCAAACAAUUGCCAGCACCAAGUGCCAACAAGUACAAGGCACAAGCCAAGCCAGCUGCGGGAUACAACAAACGACCAGCGUCAGCAAUCAAUGAUUGGUAA